Scomber japonicus (chub mackerel) is the source of this 1382-nucleotide messenger RNA. Its product is annotated as heparan sulfate glucosamine 3-O-sulfotransferase 5. The record is from RefSeq and is a predicted model, not a curated record. Bases 11 to 1048 code for a protein of 345 amino acids. Lineage: Eukaryota; Metazoa; Chordata; Actinopteri; Scombriformes; Scombridae. Gene Ontology annotation, molecular function: [heparan sulfate]-glucosamine 3-sulfotransferase activity. The transcript has 2 exons.
AUGGAGGGCCAUGCUAUUCAAACAGCAGGCAUUGCUGAGACAGAAGCUCUUCGUUCUGGGCAGCCUCGCUAUCGGAAGUGUCCUCUAUCUCGUGGCCAGGGUUGGGACCUUGGAUAGGCUCCAGCCCAUUUGCCCCAUCGAGAGCAGACUGCCCCCCCCUGAGCCAGAGCAGAUCCCUCUCCGCACCCUACAGUUUAAGCGUGGCCUGCUCCAUGAACUACGGAAGGGCAAUGCCACCAAAGAGCAAAUCCGCCUGCACAACCUGGUCCAGCAGCUGCCUCGUGCCAUUAUCAUUGGGGUGCGCAAGGGGGGCACCCGCGCCUUGCUGGAAAUGCUCAAUCUGCAUCCGGCAGUGGUCAAGGCCUCACAGGAGAUCCACUUCUUUGACAAUGACCAAAACUACGCCCGGGGCAUCGACUGGUACAGGGAGAAAAUGCCCUUCUCCUUCCCUUAUCAGAUCACCAUUGAGAAGAGCCCUGCCUACUUCAUCACAGAGGAAGUCCCUGAACGCAUCUUCAAGAUGAACUCCUCCAUCAAGCUGCUGAUCAUCGUUCGCGAGCCCACGACCAGAGCUGUGUCCGACUACACGCAAGUGCUGGAGGGUAAGGAGCGCAAAAACAAAACCUACCACAAGUUUGAAAAGCUGGCCAUCGACGGGAACACCUGCGAGGUGAACACCAAGUACAAAGCAGUCCGCACCAGCAUCUACACCAAACACCUGGAACGCUGGCUGAAGUACUUUCCCGUGGAGCAGUUCCACAUCGUAGACGGGGAUCGCCUCAUUACUGACCCGCUGCCGGAGCUGCAGCUUGUCGAACGCUUCCUCAACCUGCCCUCGAGGAUCAGUCAGUACAACCUAUACUUCAAUGCCACCAGAGGAUUUUACUGUCUGCGAUUUAACAUUGUCUUCAACAAGUGCCUGGCAGGCAGCAAGGGCCGCAUCCAUCCAGAGGUGGAUCAGUCAGUGGUGACUAAAUUGCAGAAAUUCUUUCAUCCCUUCAAUCAGAAGUUUUACCAGAUCACCGGUAGGACAUUCAACUGGCCAUGAUGAGCUUUGAACUCCUAAGAGACUCCAUGGAUUGGUGUUUUUUUUCAAAAUGCCAAGCUAUGAGAUCUCAAAAGAUAUCAAUAGCACUUUGAUUGAAUUUAAUACAAGAAUGACAGUGUGACCAAAUAUAAAAAGAAAGUUGAUGUUAGUUUGUUUUUACGUGUGUGAAAUUAACACAAAGUAGUUUGAUGGUUUGACUAAAGGAUUGAGUUCAAAGCACUUGAUCUUGCAAAUGAAUUCACUUGUCUGUCAUUGUUCCCUGUGAAGAAAAAGCCCAGUACUGAACUGCGUGAUUAACUGAAGAGAUUAUUUUUGUUGCUUUUUAAAAAGACUA